GGCACUACCUUUGCUUUCAAAAUCGCCCACUCCUGUGGAAUCCAAAUCCAAUAUGUUGGAACUGGAGACGAAAGAUACUGUAUUGAAGGAGACUGUGCAAACGGUCAAUGAUCAUCAGGACCCUGUGUAUGCAGAGAGCAGAGAGAGAGAGGACUCGAAGAACGAGGGCAGACAGAGAGAGGCCCCGAAGAACGAGGGCAGAGAGAGAGAGGACUCGAAGAAUGAGGACAGACAGAGAGAGGACUCGAAGAACGACGACAUAGAGAGAGAGGACUCGAAGAAUGACGACAGAGAGAAAGACGCGGCACUGACAUCUGCCAGCCUCAAGGCUGUCAAGAAGGAUCAGCAGCAAGAUGAAGUUGUGCUGGGGAGGAAAAGAGCCUUCGAGAUCAACGACAAUGAAGCACUGCAAAGCAUCCAAGAAUCCCACGCGGCGCAGGAUGGAGUCUCCAAGCUGACUGAAAAGAGCCUUGUUCGGUCGCUGGAGCUACAUGUAGACCACGCCAACAGAACCCGUGAGUCCAUCAACCAUCUAUCGUUUCUGGAUGUUCAGUCAAGCACUCCUCUCAAGACGCAGAAGGAGGCCUCCAGCGCCACCAAGCACUUCCUCCCCCGGAUCUCGAUGGACUCGGCGCUUGCAGAAAUCAAGGAUCUUGAUGAUGCGAUCGACUAUAUUACACAGAUGGCGGCCCAAGGACACGAGCUUCACAAUGACGUGGACGGUGCGCUCACCAAUUUCAUUUCCGCCAUGCCAGAGGAAGAAGAAGAGAUGACCGUUGAGGAAUGGAUUCGGCACAAUGCCGCUAGCUGCCGCAAAAUUGUCGAGGAUCUGGGUGAGCAAAUCGUGCGGAAUUACGAGGCCGAGUUCGACAAGGUAAUCAACUAUGUUGCCGGCUUGGCAACGAUAGAUUAGUGCGGAAGUCCAAGAAUUGAUUGCGCUACGCAUUGAUUCGUGCGAGA
This is a messenger RNA of Metschnikowia bicuspidata var. bicuspidata NRRL YB-4993, 960 nucleotides long. RefSeq lists its product as uncharacterized. Lineage: Eukaryota; Fungi; Ascomycota; Pichiomycetes; Serinales; Metschnikowiaceae. The transcript has a single exon. The record is from RefSeq and is a predicted model, not a curated record. The coding region runs from base 53 to 913 and encodes 286 amino acids.